This is a messenger RNA of Arabis nemorensis, 891 nucleotides long. Lineage: Eukaryota; Viridiplantae; Streptophyta; Magnoliopsida; Brassicales; Brassicaceae. The record is from the annotation of a GenBank genome assembly.
AUGGCGAUGAUCGGGAUUCAAGUGUGUUACGCAGGAGUGACUCUAUCCGCAAGAGCUACUAUGGUUCAUGGAUUAAGCCCUCGAGUUUUUAUCCUCUAUAGGCAAGCCUUUGCAACCAUUUUCAUCUUCCCAUUUCUCUACUUCUCAAGGAAAAAAUCGAAGAUAGCUUCUUUAGAUCUAAAAAGCUUUUCUUUAAUAUUCUUGGUCUCGCUUAUAGGCAUUACAAUCAAUCAAAAUCUGUAUCUUGAAGGUCUUUAUUUAUCUUCAUCGUCGAUGGGAAGUGCCGUGGGUAACGUCAUCCCUGCAGUCACCUUCCUUAUCUCAUUUCUUGCCGGAUAUGAGAAAGUAAAUCUCCGGGAUUUAAGAGGCUUAGCGAAGAUAGCAGGGACAAUCUUCUGUGUAGCAGGAGCGACCUCCAUGACUCUGCUUUGGGGACCAAAGCUUCUCAACUCGGAAUUCGCUUUACCGAUUGCGAAAUCGUUACUAGAAGAUUUAAAAGAUCAGAACACGUGGGUGUUAGGUUGUUUUUUCAUGUUCUCUAGCACUCUUUGCUGGUCCUUUUGGCUUAUACUUCAGGUUCCAAUCACUGUCUAUUACCCAGAUCACCUCUCUUUAGCAGCAUGGAUGUGUUUAUUCGGCACGAUACAAUGUGCAGUCGUCACUUUCUUCCUUGAGAAGGAUCCAAGCGCUUGGAUUCUCCAUUCCUACUCCGAGCUUGCGGCUUGUCUCUAUGCAGGACUUGGGUCUUCCGCGCUUGCGUUUACAGUCCAAGCUUGGGCUAUAUCGAAGAGAGGGCCUGUGUUCUCUGCAAUGUUUAAUCCUCUCUGUACAGUCAUUGUCACAAUCUUGGCUGCUCUGUUCUUCAAAGAAGAGAUUUACACAGGAAGGUAA